Molecule: messenger RNA, 326 nt
Organism: Racocetra persica
Lineage: Eukaryota; Fungi; Glomeromycota; Glomeromycetes; Diversisporales; Gigasporaceae
Source: the annotation of a GenBank genome assembly
AUGAAGGUGAAAAAGAAUUAAUGAAUCAAGAAGAAAAUAGUGUAAAUAGUGACAAAGAUUUAGAUUUAAUAAAUUCAGAAAAUAUAACAGAUAUAAAUAUAGAUGCUCCAUCUAGAAGGUUAUAUUUACUAUCUCUUUUACUACCACAUGAUAUUUGUUCUAGAUUGGGCACUACAGGAAAAUCUCAAAUAACCAAUGCAAAAUUAAAAAUGAAUGCAGCAGAGAUAUAUAUAGAAUUAUUACGACGUGUACAACAGGAAGAAAUUGAAUACCAAGAUGUACCCAAGGUGUUUACUAUAGCUAAUUGGAUUAAAAAAACAUCUUGA